Punica granatum (pomegranate) is the source of this 795-nucleotide messenger RNA. NCBI's taxonomy places the organism in Eukaryota, Viridiplantae, Streptophyta, Magnoliopsida, Myrtales, Lythraceae. The record is from RefSeq and is a predicted model, not a curated record.
AUGGGAAGACAGCCAAGCAAGCCGAAGAAAAAGAUGAUCACCCGCCCUUAUUUCUUCAAGGUCUUGAUCGGUGACUUCUCCACCAAACUCAGGGUGCCGCCGGCAUUUGUGAAGAACUUCAAAGAGACUCUCCCCACCAAAGUUCUCUUGAAAUCCGACUACGUGGGACAACUGUCAUGGUAUGUGAAGAUGAAGAAGACCAAGAGUGGAUGUUACUUCACGGAUGGAUGGCCGAAGAUUGUGAGAGAUUUGGAACUGAAACUGGGAGAUUUCUUGGUUUUCAGGCUCGUGAACGAGGGAACACUCAAAGCCGUCGUGUUCGACCGGACUUGCUGCGAGAAAAAGAUCCAUAUUAGAUCAAAGCGGGACGGAGGAGACGAUCACAAAGGAAAUGUUAUGGAAGGAGAAGAUAUUAAAAGAAGACAUGCGGAUUCCCCCGAGGAAGAUGGGAAAGGGGCCGCUGCUGGCGCUCCGGCUAGUCCUUCAUCUUCAUCUAAGAAGGCUCCACCCCGUCUUGAGAAGCCCCUCGUUAAGCAUGAGAUGCGUUGCCUCAGUAUACCGACGAGAGUUGCAAAUGAGGCGAGGCAAUGGACAAGGGAGAGUGCGGUGAUCAGAGGCUCCAAUGGCCGGAAAUGGCGCGUAGUGAUAAAAUUAAGAACCAAGGGUUACCGUCGACUCGACUUUUCAACGGGGUGGUCCAGUUUCAUCAGGGACAAUGGACUCUCCCCUGGAGACACUCUUCGUCUCGACUUUAAGGGAGGAAGGGAUAACCUGAUUGAGGCCGAAGUGCUUUAG